Molecule: messenger RNA, 669 nt
Organism: Oreochromis niloticus (Nile tilapia)
Lineage: Eukaryota; Metazoa; Chordata; Actinopteri; Cichliformes; Cichlidae
Product: rab9 effector protein with kelch motifs-like
Exons: 4
Coding region: 135-638 (167 amino acids)
Molecular function (GO): protein binding
Source: RefSeq, a predicted model, not a curated record
ACUGUGCACCCUUGAGAGACAUCUUUUUUAAUUAUGACAGGAAUCUAAAGAUAUCAUGAGCUGUCAGACUGAUAUUGUAUAACUUUCUUUGCAUUUUUCUUUUUUUGUAUGGGCCAGAUAAUCAUGAAUGGGACAUGGCUGAGUCGGAGGUUUUGAAGGCAAGGUAUGAACACUGCAGAUUUGUAACAAAGAGCUGCCUCCAGAGCCUGUGGGUGUUUGGGGGUGCACAGCAGACUGGAGAUCGCAACUGUAUCCAAAAUGUACAACUGGCAGACAGUAACCCUCGCUGGAAUGUAGUGACAAAUGGGACACCACCUAGUCUCAGGACAUACCACACCACCUCAGCCUGCCUUGGGGACCGGCUUUUUGUGUUUUCAUGUCGGGAAAUAGGAUCUGCACCUGCCUCAUACUCCAAACUUCAUGACUUUGAUAAGGGGAGCAUGAAGUGGGAGAAAGUGCAGGCCAAAGGAGAUAUUCCACCAGGAGUAGCUGCCCACUCAGCUGUCGUGCUGGCUCUACUACCAAAACAUCUAUGUGCAUAUUUGCCUGGACAGUGUGUGAUGAGGGAAAUCCACAGGAGGAGAAAGCCAACAGACCGGCACCCUCUAAGGCAACAAACCUGUUAUUUGUAUUGGUAAAUGGACUGGUUCUUAAAUAGCGCUUUUCUAC